AUGGCGAUACUAUCAAUCACCACUGCCGAGAAGGACGUGCAGACGCUCGUAUGCGAGACAACAGCCACUGCUAGUGCCUCCACUAGCCUCAGCCGUCUCGAAGUGCGUGCGUGGGAGAAGCUGCAGCCGCACGGAGACGUCUAUAGCCCACGUACGGGCCACACCGUCUCCAGCAAAGAUAACCGCGUGUACGUCUUUGGCGGCACGGAUCGUCGACGACGGCAGCAGGAUCUGUACCAGUUGGACUUGGCCUCGAGCACGUGGUCGCAAGUACAGACGCGUGGCCUGCUUCCGCCUCGACGCUCGGGCGCGCUCGGCGUGGUCCAUCAGAGCGACAUGUUUAUCUUUGGCGGCUACGAUGGCCGCGACGGCAACUACUUUAACGACUUGUACUACUUUAACUUUGACGACGAGCGAUGGCGUCAGAUGCCAAGCGCUGUUGCAGACCGACCGGAAGCGCGUACGGACCACAUUAUGGUGCUGCAUGCCUCGAGUAUCUACAUCUUUGGUGGCUACAACGGCUCGGCUCGAUUCAACGAUCUCUGUGGCUACGACCUGCACGCGCAGCGCUGGAAUCGACUACAGCCGCUGGGGCUGAUGCCGUCGAGACGGUUUGGACACAGCGGCGUCGUGCACGCCGAGACGAAUCGUUUGCUGGUGUUUGGCGGAUGGGACGGACGCGAUACGUUGAAUGAUUUGCACGAGUACAGCUUCAUCACGAACGAGUGGAGACAGGUGGAGACCAAGGGCAGUAGCCCGCCACAUCGGUAUCGCCACACGGCCGUGAUUUAUGGCAACAAUAUGUUUGUGUUUGGCGGCGUGGACAAGACGCACAGUCGGUUCAACGACUUGCAGUGUUUGGAUUUGUUGACAAAUACGUGGAGCGAAGUGUGUACAGCGGGCAGUAUCCCGAGCAGUCGAACGUUCCAUCGAGCGGUGGUCGUGGGCAGCAAAAUGUAUUUGCUGGGAGGCUACGAUGGGACAGAUCGACUGCAGGAUUUAUACUCGAUCGACAUUGGAGCUCUCACGCCACCGUCGCUGCUAGAGAUCUGUGCUGACUACGUUCGAGCGAAUCUGGACGUGGUGUUAGAGACGACGACAUUUAAGGGUGUGCCGCAGGACCUUAUCGAUCACGUUGUGUUUAAGCGCGACAUGGAAGGAAGGUUGAGAGGGAAGUGCAAGCUCUGUCGACCUGGUCGAUGCUGUGUGUACCGGAUGCAGACGAUUGAGUCGUGUCCGCAAGACGAUCCCGAGCUGACGCGGACGAAUCGCUCUGGCUGCGUUUGUGGACACUCUACGUUUCACCACGAGGUGGUCGAGGAAUCAAAGCUCUAUGGAAAGAAGCCGACCGGAUCCACAUCUACAAAAGUGAUGAUGCUGUGCGGAUCAAUCUACAAGCGCUUUUUCGACACGGCGUCGUCCGCUCUGCCCACGUCGUCACUGCUUUCAUCUCCGCGCAGUGGCUACUCUGACGAUAGUACGACCCACGAGAAAGAAUGUUUUGCAUCGGCAACAUGA
Messenger RNA from Peronospora matthiolae, 1518 nucleotides. NCBI's taxonomy places the organism in Eukaryota, Oomycota, Peronosporomycetes, Peronosporales, Peronosporaceae. The record is from the annotation of a GenBank genome assembly.